Lipotes vexillifer (Yangtze River dolphin) is the source of this 1776-nucleotide messenger RNA. It is a transcript of the gene RNF207, whose product is annotated as ring finger protein 207. The coding region runs from base 1 to 1776 and encodes 591 amino acids. Gene Ontology annotation, biological process: regulation of cardiac muscle contraction; regulation of heart looping. Gene Ontology annotation, molecular function: transmembrane transporter binding; zinc ion binding; Hsp70 protein binding. The transcript has 17 exons. The record is from RefSeq and is a predicted model, not a curated record. Gene Ontology annotation, cellular component: perinuclear region of cytoplasm. NCBI's taxonomy places the organism in Eukaryota, Metazoa, Chordata, Mammalia, Artiodactyla, Lipotidae.
AUGUCGGGAGCUAUCUUUGCGCCCCUGGAGGGCCCGGGCGCCCUGGACGCGGCGAGCGGCCCCCCGCUCGUGUGCCCGCUGUGCCGCGCGCAGUACGAGCACCCCUGCCUGCUGGACUGCUUCCACGACUUCUGCGCCGGCUGCCUGCGCGGCCGCACCGCCGACGGCCGCCUCGCCUGCCCGCUGUGCCAACACCAGACGGUGGUGAAGGGCCCCAGCGGGCUGCCUCCGGUGGAUCGGCUGUUGCAGUUCCUGGUGGACAGCUCAGGGGAUGGUAUGGAGGUGGUGCGCUGUGCCAACUGCGACCAGGAGUGCGGCAAGCAGGACGCAGAGACCACGUACUUCUGCAACACGUGCGGGCAGCCGCUGUGCGCGCGCUGCCGCGAUGAGACGCACCGGGCACGCAUGUUCGCGCGCCACGACAUCGUGGCCUUGGGCCAGCGCAGCCGCGACGUGCUCCAGAAGUGCACACUGCACGCCGAGCCCUACAUCAUGUUCUCCACCGACAAGAAGUCGCUGCUGUGCAUCCGCUGCUUCCGGGACAUGCAGGGGGAGAGCCGGGCUCACUGCGUGGACCUCGAGUCGGCGUACGUGCAAGGCUGCGAGCGGCUGCAGCAGGCGAUGCUGGCGGUGAAGGCCCUGCAGACCGCCACACGGGAGGCCAUCGCACUGCUGCAGGCGAUGGUGGACGAGGUGCGACGCAGCGCGGCGGAUGAGGAGGCCGCCAUCCACGCCCUCUUCGGCAGCAUGCAGGACAAACUGGCAGAGAGGAAAGCACUGCUGCUGCAGGCUGUGCAGAGCCAGUAUGAAGAAAAGGACAAGGCCUUCAAGGAGCAGCUCUCCCAUUUGGCUACUCUGCUGCCCACCCUGCAGGUCCACCUGGCCAUCUGCUCUUCCUUCCUCAGCUUGGCCAACAAGGCUGAGUUCCUGGACCUGGGCUAUGAGCUGGUGGAGAGGCUGCAGGGCAUCGUCACGCGGCCACAUCGCCUACGGCCUGCACAGAGCAGCAAGAUCGCCAGCGACCACCGCGCCGAGUUCGCGCGCUGCCUGGAGCCGCUGCUGCUGCUGGGACCGCGCCGGGCGGCGGGGGCCGGGGGCGGUACCAGCACGCUAGCAGGGGGCUCGGGCCCCAAGGUGCUGGUGGGGCCCAGCUGCCCCUCCCCCGUGGGAAAGAUGUUGGGGUCACCGGUCCAAAAGCCCACGCUGCACCGGUCCAUCAGCACCAAGGUGCUGCUGGCAGAGGGCGACGAUUCACCCUUCACGGAACACUGCCGCCACUUUGAGAACUCCUACCGGCGCCUGCAGGCAGAGAUGCAGAACCUGAAGGACCAGGUACAGGAGCUGCACCGGGACCUCACCAAGCACCACUCGCUCAUCAAGGCCGAGAUCAUGGGUGAUAUCCUGCACAAGUCCCUGCAGGUGGACACACAGAUCGCCUUGGAGUAUGCUUCCGUGGAGGGCAUGAGAGCAGUCUUCCAGGAGAUUUGGGAGGAAUCCUACCAGCGCGUGGCUAACGAGCAGGAGAUUUAUGAAGCCCAGCUCCAUGACCUUCUCCAGCUGAAGCAGGAGAAUGCCUACCUGACCACCAUCACCAAGCAGAUCACGCCCUACGUGCGCUCCAUUGCCAAGGUGAAGGAGCGGCUAGAGCCCAGGUUUCAGGCCCCUGUGGAUGAACCGUCAGACUAUCUACAAAACACGCAUGAUGAUGGCGUGAAUGGCGAAGCCCAGGCCAGAGUCUCCGCUUUGAAACCUGCAAUGGAAAAAGAAAUCUCCUGA